CCUUUACCUCCCGCCCGCUCCCGGGCUCCGCCUGCCGCCGCCUCCGCCGCGUCCCGUGCCGCCUCUCCGCCCCCCCACCCCGCCCGGCGCCUGCGUGGUGCGGCGCGGCGCGCGCAGGAAUGUGCGUUACAGUUAAAUAGUGGGCGCAGGGGCGGCCGCCGCGGCGCUCAGGGCCGGCGGGCGGGCGCGGCGGCGCAGGGACGAGCCGGGCCGGGGCGGCGAGCGGAGCCUCUAUGGCGCGGCGCGGCUUCUGGGGCGGUGGCAACGGCGCGCCGCUGCUGUGACAGGAGCUCGGCCGCUGGGACUGGUGUUCCUCCCGCCCCACUCCCGAGCAGGGGACCCGCGCCGGCGUCCCGGGAGCGCGGCGGCACUCGGAGAGCGGAGCCGUGGCGGCAGCGGCGGCGGCGGCCGGGGGCAGCCGGCGUGUCACCGCCUCUAUGAUGAAAUUUAAGCCGAACCAGACGCGGACGUACGACCGGGAGGGCUACAAGAAGCGGGCGGCGUGCCUCUGCUUCCGCAGCGAGCGGGAGGACGAGGUGCUGUUGGUAAGCAGUAGCCGAUACCCAGAUCAGUGGAUUGUACCAGGCGGAGGAAUGGAACCAGAAGAAGAGCCAGGGGGAGCAGCCGUCAGAGAGGUGUAUGAAGAGGCUGGAGUAAAGGGAAAGCUAGGCAGACUGCUUGGGAUAUUUGAGCAGAACCAGGAUCGGAAGCAUAGGACAUAUGUUUAUGUUCUUACUGUGACGGAAAUACUGGAAGACUGGGAGGAUUCAGUUAAUAUAGGAAGGAAAAGAGAAUGGUUUAAAGUAGAAGAUGCGAUCAAGGUCCUUCAGUGUCACAAGCCUGUUCACGCGGAAUACUUGGAAAAACUGAAACUGAGCUGUUCACCCACGAAUGGAAACUCUGUGGUUCCCCCUCUUCCAGAUAAUAACUCCUUAUAUGUCACUUCUGCACAGACUUCUGGGUUGCCCUCUACUGUGAGAUAAACAUUUGGAUUACCUUUUUAUUCAUGUCAUCACAAGGGGAGACAUCUGUGAUCACAUGCAGGCAUCUGUGUAUCUGUCAGUUCUAAGUGAAAUAUGUGAAUGUGUCAUGAUGUCAAAUUUCUUUGAACAUUUUUUUCUUUUUUAACAAUGUAAAAUAGUAUUUCAGCAAACCAAAGCCAUAUAUGGAUUUUUUUUAAGAUGCCUUAAUAGGCCACUUAAAAAAAAAAAAAAAACUUGGGUAUAUAAAUUUCCAUAUCUGCUAAAAUAAAAUAUGUAUCUUGGUGGUGUUCAGCUUAUUUAAGACUAGCCAGUUUUAGUCAGUAAUUCUGCAGGAGUACUUGCUUAGAGAAAAAGCUUGAGCAAAUAGUCUUAUACUAAAUUUUAUUUGGUAUCGACAGAUGAAGCGCUGAGCUCUUAAGAUGGUAGCAUAUGGGUGAAUGGGGGUGCUGAAGGCAGAGAUGCUCAAGUGUGCCUACAAUAAAGGACUAAACCACAAUCAGUCCCUCGACAGCAAAGGGCACCGACACUCAGCACUGCUUCCCUCACCCAAAAGGUUGCCUUGUCCUAUGCAAUCUUCACAUAACUAGAGCAAGAACAACUUUGUCUUGCAGCUACCAAAACUACCCACUGUUUUGUUUGAUCGCUUGGCCAGCUGGUGAACUGUCAGAAGACUUAUAUUUAAAGUGUUGUAGAUCUUUCUUCCCCCGCCCCCCCCUUUUUUUUAUUUUAGCAUUUUGAUAUGUGUGUUGUUCAUGGUGUAAUUACACUGCAGGUUCCAAAAACUUCUAAUCUUCAAUGAGAAGCAUCUUCCCUAGUGUCCCUGCAGUCUGUUGUCAUUUAAAAACGUGUAGCGGGAAGUAAGACUUAGCCCAGGGUCACGCUUACGUUCCAGAGGUGUCUAUUAGCAAGCAUGUGUUGAGGUGUCUUGCCCAGCAGGAGCUACUGGUGGUACCUCCUGGGCUUGGAGACAGGUGGGUUGAUAUGUACUCAGAUUAAUGGAUAAAUAAUACUCAGGAGGUAUCCUGAAAGCCCCAAUUUUAAGUUAAUUCCUAAAUAUUUCAGUUUUACUGUUUUAACAUUAAUUGCUUUAGUUUCUUGAAUGAAAAGCUGUCCUCUUGAGAACCUAGCUGGAAUAAAUGAGGUACAGCUGACAACUUUCCUGUUAAUUAUUUUCUCCUCUUUUUCAGCCAAAAAGAUAAAAACUAAAUCCACUGUUGGUCUUAAUGUUUUUACCAUAGGAUUGGUCUGUGUAUGUGCGUGUAUGGUUUUCUUCUACAAGAACACAAUCUAAUUCAUACGAACAUCCUGAUUCUGAAUUUUCUAGGAUCUAAACCCAACUGUACCUCCUCUAUAGUCAGCCAAAACAGAGCUUGAGGUAGAUUACCUCACGUGUGAAGUUUAUUCUGGGUAAAGCUCUUUCUCUUACAUAGCAUUUGAACCUUUGUAAAUAGUCCAACUAGUAAAUAGUGAGUGUAAAAUGGAAAAUAAAUGUAAUUUAAACCUUUUGUUACUCAAUACACAAAUGGUUAACUUCUACUUUUUUAACAUAAAUUGUGUAAAAUGCUGCUAUAAAUUAAACUUUUUUGUGCUGUUACACUUUUUUAGGAAAAAAAGAAAUGUUGUUGCCACAAGUUACUUGUUAGAAAACCAAUCUUGUGCCAUAUGUAAAUGACUUAAAACUGGGGAGACAGAGGUUCUGAUCCCUUGAAGCUGCUCUCUUUGAAGAGGCAUAAAUACUACUGACAAGAGGCAUGAGCCACGAAGCUGAAGACUUCGGAAGUGUUGGGUAGGAUGCUGCUUUUCCAUCCCUUUAUCUCCUAUUCCAGGUCACUUCCAGAACUGGAAAGAACACGCAGCUCCCUUCAGUGCACCUGAAGCUGGAAGUGUUGCUGACAGCUGCUCCAUCCUCUCAGUCACGAGCUGGGGGGCUGGUGUUAAUAUUCCCGUAGUGCACACGUGUGUGCAUGUACUUUACACUCAACCUACUCCAGAUGGGGCCACGGUCUGCUCAGCUCACUGAUUUAAACCAACCUGUCUACCAAAAGCCCUGUUUUGCCCUGCAAAACAGAGGAAGGUGAAGUUGAGCAUAUUGAGGAACAUCUAAUCUCUGUUAAAAUCAUCCCUACAGUGUAUAAGGGCACCUCUGGCUCUAAAGCUGCCUUUAAAGAGCAGAUAAUUUAGCUCCCUUUUUUGAUCACUUUGCUUGCUUUUUUGUUCAGUAGUCAUUUUUACACUUUAAAUUGAGCAAACUUGAACAGGCCUUCUUGUAACAAGAUGAUAUAGAAUCUGUGAAAGCAAAACCAAGAACUUGGGGUUUCAUUUCAUUUAAAAAAAAAUGCUUCUGUCUCCAUUUCAGAGUCUUGGAAUAAAACCAAUCCAAGCUGUAUGAGAUUUAGUGGUAAUGCAUGAUCUUAUUUUGUAACUCUUGAACUAUGUAUUUGAUAAUAAUGUAAAAAUGUACAGUAUUGCUGUUGCUAGCAAACUCAGAGUUGAUUGCCUAUAAAUAUUUUGGUUAUUUUUUGGUCAUACACAUUUGAGCUGUUCAGUAGUGCCAGACAGAACUUGUUUUGUUUUUUUUUAAAUACCAUUUGUUGUAUAAAUCUCUUCAGUCUCUAUGCAACCUUCAGAAUGAAGCUCUAUUGUUUAGUUUGACUUCUGCUCCCUUUCAAAGAUAAACGUUCUGUGAAUUGUAAAGGUAAAUUGAAAACACUUCAGUUACGCUACAGGAAACGGCUGUAGUGAACAGGCACUGGCUUCAGUCCUAAUGAAACCUGACUCUAAACUUCACCAGAAAGGGUCUGUGUAAAAAUAAGAACAGAAGACUGAAGGGUUUUUUUUUCUACUACCUAUCAAUUUAAAUGUAGAAGCAUUUUGUUUUUACAUGCAUCUCUAUUUAGAUGGGCCAAACCUAUUUUGUACAGAGCAAAUCUGGGAUUUUUCUCAUGCCACAAAUUCCGUACAACUCGUCUAGACUUUUGGUAGAAAGGGAAGAGACAGGUUGUCAUCUGCAGCUUUCUAUGAGUCUAGUGCGUAAUGCUGCUUUUCCUGGCUGGUAGGUUUUGAGAUUGUAUGUUAGCUUAUGGUGGUAUCAAAUAGAAAUAGCCUUAAAGUUGAAGAUCAGGUGGAUCCAGAAUUAAAGUGGUUUUAAACACAAGAAAUACUGAUGUAUUGCAGAGAGGCUGUUGAAGUGAAAAAUCUUAUUUUGGUGCUUACUGCACCCUGAUUUAGCUGAGCGCUGGUCUGUUAAUGUGCUGUGAAAAAAAAAAAAGAGGCAAACACUUGGGUUUUCUUACCAACAUUGUUUGUGAAGUGAAAACUGAAGGGAAGGUGGGGGGAGGGGGGCACAAAUGAAGUUGUAAACAUUUUGACCUGCUUGCAUGGAUUUUCUUUAAAGAUUGAUGUAAGAAUUUUGACUUUUUAUAUUUGAGAAAUACCAGAAUAAAAUAUAAAUUAGUCCA
Messenger RNA from Columba livia (rock pigeon), 4441 nucleotides. RefSeq names its product nudix hydrolase 4 (gene NUDT4). NCBI's taxonomy places the organism in Eukaryota, Metazoa, Chordata, Aves, Columbiformes, Columbidae. Gene Ontology annotation, cellular component: nucleus; cytoplasm. Gene Ontology annotation, molecular function: diphosphoinositol-polyphosphate diphosphatase activity; bis(5'-adenosyl)-pentaphosphatase activity; bis(5'-adenosyl)-hexaphosphatase activity. Gene Ontology annotation, biological process: diphosphoinositol polyphosphate metabolic process; adenosine 5'-(hexahydrogen pentaphosphate) catabolic process; diadenosine pentaphosphate catabolic process. The record is from RefSeq and is a predicted model, not a curated record. Bases 438 to 983 code for a protein of 181 amino acids. The transcript has 5 exons.